Stegastes partitus (bicolor damselfish) is the source of this 1066-nucleotide messenger RNA. RefSeq names its product actinoporin-like protein (gene apnl). The coding region runs from base 113 to 673 and encodes 186 amino acids. Lineage: Eukaryota; Metazoa; Chordata; Actinopteri; Pomacentridae. Gene Ontology annotation, molecular function: channel activity. The transcript has 3 exons. The record is from RefSeq and is a predicted model, not a curated record. Gene Ontology annotation, cellular component: pore complex. Gene Ontology annotation, biological process: pore complex assembly; cytolysis in another organism; monoatomic cation transport.
GAAAAAGAAGUCAACUGGCACCUCCCUUUCAGGUAACAAGCAAGUUCUCACAUUUUGGAACUCAGAGCACUAACAGAGGUUCUGGGCAGGCGGAUCUCCCAAACGUUGCAACAUGACAGAGACAGCAGAAGCUGUAGCAGCCGAUGUAGACAGGAAGAGAAGUGUGACAAUUGAAAUCGGAAAUAUCACCAACAACUACUGUCUUCUCAACCCCAAGGUGUUCCUUGAGAAUGGGGAGACAUACAACCCACCUCAACCCACAGUGCGCCCUCAAAAGACAGAGGUUUGCACUUUCACCAAGUCCAAGGGCAAAGCAACCGGUAGCAUUGGUGUGCUGACCUAUGACCUCUUCGAGAGGUCACAGAAUGACUACAUCGAGACUCUGGCCAUCAUGUUCUCAGUUCCCUGGGACUACAACCUAUACAAGAACUGGUUUGCAGUGGGCAUCUAUAAAAAGGGCCGUAACUGUGAUAAGGAUUUAUACAAAGAAAUGUACUAUGAGAAGAAACAGCAGGAGCAUGGGUUUGUCAGGGAGGAAGCCAUUGGGUCAGGAAUCAAUUAUGUGGGCAACUACCUAGAUAUCAGGGCUACCAUGUGUCCCCUGGAAAACUCCAUCAUGAAGGUGGAGGUGUGGGAUAAGCUUUUCACACCCAUGGGUCAACAGGCGCACUAGAGUAUUUCUGGCAUGUGUCCCAACAACAGCAUUCAUCUCCUAAUGCUUUUACCUGUCAGACGGUUUCUAAUACAGUGAGCACGCAUGAUUUAACAGAUGUAUUGUUGCUGACAUGUGUCUGUAUACCUGGGUAUUACCCUUCAGUAAAUCUGCUUAAGAUCAGAGCUUAGUUUGUUUAUAAAUUCAGGCAGCAAUAUCCCCUCUUUAAAGCCAAAGCCUCUCACUGUUUCAAUAGCAUACAGUUUUAAAAUGGCAUCUUUAGAAAUGGAAAUCAAAGGAUGACUCACCGGUGGAUGAGGGCACAUAGCUUAAUAAAAUACACAGAGAAUGUGUCUGUAUUUACCUUGACACUGUAGUCUGAGGAAUAAAAUAAACCUUUUUUUGCCAACGCUA